Messenger RNA from Stegastes partitus (bicolor damselfish), 3248 nucleotides. It is a transcript of the gene dynll2a, whose product is annotated as dynein, light chain, LC8-type 2a. The record is from RefSeq and is a predicted model, not a curated record. Bases 166 to 435 code for a protein of 89 amino acids. Gene Ontology annotation, molecular function: dynein intermediate chain binding. NCBI's taxonomy places the organism in Eukaryota, Metazoa, Chordata, Actinopteri, Pomacentridae. Gene Ontology annotation, biological process: microtubule-based process. The transcript has 3 exons. Gene Ontology annotation, cellular component: cytoplasmic dynein complex.
ACCUACAUGCUUAUUGUGUAAAUCUUUAAAAAGCAAUUAGCCGCAGCAUCAUCUAAACCUUCCCCACUGGCUGGCGGAGAUACUGAUUUUUUUUAGUUUUUUUUUUGUACGGAAAGAAGUGUUCCAGAUUAGCAGGCAUCAUCAUCCUCAUCCUCCUCCUCAGCCAUGACUGACAGGAAAGCUGUGAUCAAGAACGCGGACAUGUCCGAGGACAUGCAGCAGGACGCGGUGGACUGUGCCACCCAGGCCAUGGAGAAGUACAACAUAGAGAAGGACAUUGCAGCCUACAUCAAGAAGGAGUUUGACAAGAAGUACAACCCCACCUGGCACUGCAUCGUCGGGAGGAACUUCGGCAGCUACGUCACCCACGAGACGAAGCAUUUCAUUUACUUCUAUUUGGGCCAGGUGGCCAUUUUGCUCUUCAAGUCUGGCUGAGAAGUUUCUGAUGGGUAUUGAGGAGUCUUAAUCUCCCUCUGAGCCGAAAAUCGGAAAUGCACUGGUGGCUGAUGUCUCCCAUACACUAAUAACGACAUACCAUAACGAUGCAAAACCGGCCGUGCGCAAUUGCAUGGACUAUACACUAUUUAAUAUGUAUGUUACAGUAAGUUUACUUUUCGAUAGUUGCCAUUUGAAUGCAACUGAAGUAGUUUUUGUUGAUGCUGUUAACUUCUAGGUUGUAAAAGAUUUCAAUGUGGCCCUUGAUUGUACAAUAAAGAGGAAAGCUGUAGAAUGUAGUGGUGCAUCUGCUUUCCUUCACAAGUGAAGUGCAUUGCCAGACCCUGUUAUGAGACUGCGUUGGUUUAGAUGGUAAAAAUCAUACCGCGUGCACCAGAUUAACAAUCCAUCAUCGAGAUUUUAACACGUGAUCAUGAAAAGAACAAUAGGGCAAACAUUUUAUUAUUAGUUCAGUUUCUUACCGCUGUUACGGAUUUUAAAGGUAUUGCGUUGUUGUGUUGGAGAUGCACGUUAUUCGAAACCCCUUUUUCUUGUUUUCAGUUUGGAUUUAAAGCAAAUCCCCCCCUGAAGUGAAAUUUUUAGCAGCCGCGUUCAGAAAAGAUGUCACAACAUCCAACACACUUGACAUUUUGGAACCAACACAAGCCAGUGCAAGCAUUUCCGGGGGAAGUUUAGCUUGUCAGCGCUUAGAUUUUCACUGUGAAGGACCAUAGAGCGAGUACAUACACAGACUCGAGCCUGUAAUGUUGGAGUUUUAACACGACAGACUGGUUAUCAAAAUCUCCCAACUCUCCUACACAGAUUUCAGUCUUAUAAUCCUGUGUUCCUGCAUGUUUGGAGGAUAGAAACCACAGUUUAUUUAACCGGAGCCAAAUUAUUUGCAUUAUUUAACGUUCACUUUUGAGUAUUUAGAUAUCGGACUGAGCCGAAGUGUGUCUUGUCCCAGUUAUUGCUAUGAAGCAGCGUUAGGAAGGUGUUUUUAGCUGAAAAAUCUGCAGUAAACUCUACCAAGGCUACAAAUCCCCCUCCUUGUGUUUCAGAUGGUUGUGUCGUCUCACGUGGCUUGUGAUACUUUUCAAGUUGCAUUGCCCCCCUCUCCCCCCAACCUUUAGUUUUGCAUUGCCAGCGUACUGCCAGACAUGCAGGAAAAGACCAAGCGUUUGGAGUUGGGACUUAUCUCCUUGUCUUAUCACAGAUUUUUCAUUUUGUAAUGUCGGUAUAAUUCGUUUGAAAUGGCAAUGCACGAUGUUUGGAUUCUGAUUUAAUGUGUUGUUUUGGAGGACAGAUUGAGGAGGGUUUUAGUCCGUGGAGCUGGAUAACACCACACAUUUCUCGCAUCAAGACUGAAUGUUUACUCAGUUGUUCGCUCCCAUAUGUCAGCUAUGGGCGAAAUGUGUAUCUCUCAAAGUGUUAGCUUGGAUUGACGUUUUUUUGUUUUUUUCCCGAGGGAUGUCUUCCUAAUUAUUGUCGAUGUAAACUGAUUUAGUAUCGUUUUUUUCCUCUGGCAUGUAUUUUUGCUGUGUAUAUGUAGGAGCCGUUCCAAUGCUGUUAAAUUUGCACAAAACGUGUGCCUGUCAUUGCUCUCAACUGUAACCGGCUUGAGUACAAUUGCACUUCAUUAGAAAUAUCCAGUAGGUUGCUACAGAACCAAAAUCGUAUAAACUCGAUUAAAUAAAAAAUUAAUUGUUGACUUAUUACCCUGUGGCUUUUUACUUUGUCACUGGCCCUCAUUGUGCUGAAAACGUUAGCUGAAUGAUUGAUCAGUUAAUGGACAGGGUGUCAGUCCGCAAUAGUUUGAGAAUUAAAGGAAUAUAGUCAAAGAAUAUGUACCUAAAGCUGGAUGAAAAGAUAAAUGCUCUCACACCUGGAGUUAGCUUUGUUAGGUGUUAAAGAGAGUUUUCUAAAGGUUAAAACUUGUUUAAAUUUUUCUCUUCUAAAUUUCCCCCUCUGUUUCCAGUCUUUAUGCUAAGCUAAGCUAACUGGCCAAUAGCUGUAGCUUCAUAUUAAAGGACAUGUGUUAAAAUUUACUAACCAUUUCCUUCAAUAUUUUCACGAGAUUGUACUCGUUCUCCUCCAUUGUUUGUCCAAAGAGUAUGAAGCUACUGCAAGCAGCCAGCUAACUUAGCUUAGCAUAAAGAGUUUAAAAGGGGGUAGUUAGCUAACCUGGCUCUGUUCAGAGGUAACAAAAUAUUUCUACCAGCACCUGAAAAGCUCACUAAUUAGCAUGGUAUACAGACAAAUUAAAGAAAAAGACAACUUGGAGUAUUUUGAAUGCGCCUUUGUGCUAAGCUAACUAACGUCUGGUGCUAUCUUUAAUCAUAUUCACUGCAAAAACAUGACACUGACAUCUAACUCUCAGCAAAAAGGGUCAAUUUCCCAAAUAACAAAUCAUUCCUAUUAGUACUUUUGACUUUUAACAUCAGUUGUACAACAAAAUCUAUCUGAAGUUUAGCAACACAAGCUAAUGUUAGCUGUCAUAUGCUAAUGGUCCUAUCAGAUUAAAGGUUACUGAAGCAGCAAACAUUUCAGAGCAUUAAAUCAAGCAUGGGUGUUUUCUGUUGGUUAUGAAUUCAACUUUGCACUUGUGACGAUGAUCUUUAGUGUUACUUUUAGUUAUUUUCUUUGUGAAACAAAGCUGAAAAGAUUUUAGCCUGCGUGCUUUGAUUUUGUUCCUGUUUUAUAUGACUGUGAAUCAAACUUCUCUUUGAGCUUCAGACUGGAUUGAAGGAAGUCACCUCGGACUUGGUAAAUUGCUAAAAGGAACUAAUUACCUAAUUAAAAAACUAAUAAUU